Linum trigynum is the source of this 1871-nucleotide messenger RNA. The record is from the annotation of a GenBank genome assembly. NCBI's taxonomy places the organism in Eukaryota, Viridiplantae, Streptophyta, Magnoliopsida, Malpighiales, Linaceae.
AUAUCACUUGAAUUUAUGAAUCCACUUCACCAAUCCAUUUAACCUAAUUUAUGAAUCCACCAAUUAAUUUGAUCCAAACUCAUAAAUCCACAAAAAUUCAUGGAUUCAAUCCAUUUAUCACCUCUUUCUCCUUGGUCACCAUUCAGCCUGAUAAACACCUCAGAUCCGUAUCGAAAUUGUUAUCUAUCUACAGGGGAAAAGCAAACACUUUCAGUAUUUAUGGCUAGGAACAAAAAUUCCCAAUCAAUACGCAUACGCUACAACAAACGUUUCGAAGUCAAAAUCUCCUGUGUGUUGACUUUUUGAGCCACACACCUCAAGGCAACAAUGACGCUAUAAUUUCGCUAUCGAUAAUCGACGGUAUUCUAUACUAAUGUGCACAUCCUCAUCCGAUCCGAUGCACAAUUUAUUUCUUUAUACUUCUUUCGGCAACACCGUUGCGUUGACUGACUCUCCUGUGUUAAAUUAAGAGAGCAAGACCUAAGCAAGGCAGACAACCACCACUAAGCACGUUCCUACCCCAACAACACAAAGCCAUGGCGCUGGCGCAAACCAUCAUCUCACCACCACUACUCCUCACCUCCGAUCUCCCCCCGAUCCCAUCCAACCCGCCGCCCGCCGCCGUCACAUCCGAGCCGGACUACGACAGGGCGGCUGACGUCAAGGCGUUUGAAGACACGAAAGCCGGCGUCAAGGGGCUGGUGGACGCCGGGCUCACCACCAUCCCUCGCUUCUUCAUCCACCCUCCCGAAAACGACGCCGUGGUAGCAAGGGUCGGGGAUCCGCCCGUCCACCACUUGCCGCCGGUGAUAGACAUGGGGGCCGGGCGGUGGGAGGAGGUGGUGGAGCAGAUCAGGGAGGCGGCGGGGACUUGGGGGUUCUUCCAGGUCGUCAACCACGGCGUGGAAACGGAGCUCAUGGAGGAAAUGCUGGCGUCGACCAGGAGGUUCCACGAGCUGCCACGUGAGGAGAAGAUUCCGUUUUACUCAAGGGAUGUCACGAGGCCCGUUCGGUACGUCAGCAACGGCAGGCUGCUGGAUCGAGCGGCGCCGGCGGACUGGAGGGAUACGCUGGCGUUUCACGUUCCCGACGGCGGGUUGGACCCGCUAUCUGUUCCUCCUGUAUGCAGGGAAGUCGCAACAGAGUAUCUGAAACAAACACUCAAGCUGAAAAACAAGCUGGCGGAACUCCUCUCCGAUGCCGCGGGACUGAAUCGAGAUCACCUCUCCACCAUCAAGUGCAUGGAAUCACAGACAAUGGCGUGCCACUACUACCCACCUUGUCCCCAGCCUCACCUCACGAUCGGUUCCUCAAAGCACACCGAUCCCUUCUGCCUCACCAUCCUCCUCCAAGACCACAACCAAGGGCUCCAGGUUCGAAACCACGACCGGUGGGUCGACAUGCCGAAAUCGGCGCGAGGAGCUCUGGUGGUGAACGUCGGCGACUUCCUGCAGCUCAUCACCAACGACAAGUUCAAGAGCGUGGAGCAUCGAGUCGUAGCUCAGAGCUCCACUACACGUUCCUCAGUUGUUUGCUUCUUCGGCCCUGGCUCCGAGAAUAAGUACAGGCUUUACGGGCCUGCCAAGGAGCUGGUUCUGGGUGGUGAUCUUGUGGAGCCGGUUUACAGGGAGGUUCAUUUGGUUGAGUUUCUCGACUAUUUUAAGUCAAAUGGCUCCCCACUUUCUCACUUUAAAUUGUCUUGAAGGCUGAAGCCGUAUCAUUCAAGAAGACGUUAUAGCUAGCUUAUGUGGGGAAGUUUAUAACAUACUUUAUUUGUAUGAUUCGAAAUUUUCACAUAUUAAACAUUCUGAUCAAUUUUUCUGAUCUAUAACUUUGUGGCCUUAACUAUGCAUUAAAGUUACGAAAUUGGC